Gallus gallus (chicken) is the source of this 7462-nucleotide messenger RNA. It is a transcript of the gene GBF1, whose product is annotated as golgi brefeldin A resistant guanine nucleotide exchange factor 1. Bases 370 to 6105 code for a protein of 1911 amino acids. Gene Ontology annotation, biological process: regulation of ARF protein signal transduction. The transcript has 41 exons. Gene Ontology annotation, molecular function: guanyl-nucleotide exchange factor activity. The record is from RefSeq and is a predicted model, not a curated record. Lineage: Eukaryota; Metazoa; Chordata; Aves; Galliformes; Phasianidae.
GCCGCCAUUUUGGAUGCGGGGGUCAGUGCCGGGCGGCGAGCGCCUGUCGCGAUAGUGUCGCGACGCGAGGACCGGGCCGGGAGGGAGGCCGCGGUGGGGGGCGCGGGCGGAGCCGGGAACCCCCGAGGCGGGUGGGGGGCUGGGGCCGGAGCAGGCCUUACCGCUGGCGGCUGGGAGAGCAGCCCGGGGGGACCCGCGGGCCGGGCCGGGCCCAGGUGUCCUCCUGCCGCGCAGCCCCGCUCCCUGCGCUCGGUCACACGGCGGAGCUGCGGCCGAACCCCGAGGGCGGCUGUGCGGGAGGGAGGGCCGCAGCCGGCGUGGGGUGUGCGUCCCGAGCUCCCCGGUACCGCGCUUAGUCGCUUUGGUCGCAUGAAGCGACCGGAAAGGACAGCCCCCCUUCGCGCUUCCAGGGUUGUCAAGAUGGUGGAUAAAAACAUUUACAUUGUACAAGGCGAAAUCAAUGUAGUGGUGGGAGCCAUCAAGCGUAAUGCCCGGUGGAGCACUCACACACACCUGGAUGAAGAAAGGGAUCCCUUGCUGCAUAGCUUUAGUGUCUUGAAAGAAGUGCUGAAUAAUAUAACAGAGCUAUCUGAAAUUGAACCCAACGUCUUUCUUCGACCUUUCCUCGAAGUGAUCCGUUCUGAAGACACUACAGGUCCUAUAACUGGGUUGGCCCUCACCUCUGUGAAUAAGUUCCUCUCAUAUGCACUGAUAGAUCCCAGCCAUGAAGGCACAGCUGAGGGAAUGGAGAACAUGGCAGAUGCUGUCACUCAUGCCCGAUUUGUGGGUACAGAUCAUGCGAAUGAUGAAGUUGUCUUGAUGAAAAUACUACAGGUUUUGAGAACCUUGCUGCUCACUCCUGUGGGAGCCCACCUCACCAAUGAAUCCGUGUGUGAGAUCAUGCAGUCUUGUUUCCGCAUAUGCUUUGAAAUGAGACUGAGUGAGUUAUUGAGAAAAUCUGCAGAGCACACUCUGGUCGACAUGGUGCAGCUGCUCUUCACAAGGUUGCCUCAGUUCAAAGAAGAGCCUAAAAGCUACAUGGGAACUAACAUGAAGAAGAUCUCUUCAUGUCUCCUCAACAAACUGGAACUAAGUAGUGGGGAACAGCCCAAAGCCCUGAACCAAUUAGAGAGGGUAUUGCUCUUUAAGAACCUGAAGUUGAAAAUGAGAGCUGGAGGAAUGAGUGAGUCAUCAAAAUGGAAAAAACAGAAGAGAUCACCAAGACCUCCUCGACAUGUAACUAAGGUCUCCCCUGCAACAGAACAACCAGCAGCCAAUGCUAGUAAUGUCACAGCAAGCGGAGUUACUUUCAUAGAUGCACCUUCUCCCAGUUCCUCUGGAAGCUCCGAAAAUAUUUCAUCUGCAGUCAGCCCUGCUACAGACAGUGGUUUGGAAAUGUCCUCACAGGCCACCUCCAAGGAAGACCUGACAGACUUGGACCCGGUCACUUCUUUGGGGCUUCAUGCAGGAACACCUUCAAAUGAGGCCAAAGUCACUGAUAAUCAAAACCAGCCUGAACUCCAGAAUGAAAGUCUGAGGGAGGAGAAGAUCCAGUCAGCCUCUGUUGAAUCUAUCCCUGAGGUUUUAGAGGAGUGCACUUCUGUAGCAGAACAUUCUGACUCUGCCUCAGUUCAUGACAUGGACUAUGUAAAUCCCCGAGGAGUACGUUUUACUCAGUCUUCCCAAAAAGAAGGGGCAGCACUGGUCCCGUAUGGAUUGCCGUGUAUUAGAGAACUGUUUCGCUUUCUUAUCUCGCUUACCAACCCUCUUGAUCGUCACAACUCUGAGGUGAUGAUCCACAUGGGAUUGCAGCUGCUGACUGUAGCUCUGGAGUCUGCUCCCAUUGCAAACUGCCAGUCUCUCCUAGGACUUGUGAAGGAAGAGUUGUGCCGACAUCUGUUUCAACUACUGAGUGUUGAACGGCUCAAUCUAUAUGCAGCAUCCCUCAGGGUGUGUUUUCUCCUCUUUGAAAGUAUGAGAGAGCAUCUGAAAUUCCAGCUGGAGAUGUAUAUCAAGAAGUUGAUGGAGAUAAUCACUGUGGAAAACCCAAAGAUGCCCUAUGAAAUGAAGGAGAUGGCUUUGGAAGCCAUUGUUCAGCUGUGGAGGAUUCCCAGCUUUGUGACUGAGCUCUACAUCAACUAUGACUGUGACUACUACUGUGCCAACCUCUUUGAGGAGCUCACUAAGCUGCUCUCCAAGAAUGCCUUUCCAGUUUCUGGACAGUUGUAUACAGUGCACCUGCUGUCUAUGGAGGCAUUGCUAACAGUGAUAGAUAGCACAGAGGCACAUUGCCAGGCCAAAGUGCUGAGUAACGUACAUCAACAAGAGAAGGAAGUUGCCAAAUCAGGCCCAGAAACAAUGAACAGCACCAAAGAAAUGAGCAAUAAUAAUGAGAGAGCACACAGUGAGGGAAAAUCCACCGCUGUAGUCUCAGAGCCAGGUGGGGCAUGUCCUCCCACCAGUGGUUGCCUUAUGGCUGAUCAGAUGAAGCAGGGCUGCAUGGAAUUGGAAGGAGGUGGUGAGACAGCUGAGAAGAAUAUCCCCAAGAAGCCUACUCGAUUUUCUUGCAUCCUUCCAAGCCCUCAGGAGCUUAUGCAGAUUAAGAACAAAAAGAAGCUCCUGAUAACUGGCACAGAGCAGUUCAACCAAAAGCCAAAGAAAGGGAUACAGUUCCUGCAGGAGAAGAACCUUCUUGCCACUCCCAUCAAUAAUAAUGAGGUGGCCAGAUGGCUACGGGAAAAUCCUCGCCUGGACAAGAAGAUGAUUGGGGAGUUUGUGAGUGAUCGUAAGAACAUAGAUUUACUGGAAAGCUUUGUUGGGACUUUCAGCUUCCAAGGUUUAAGACUGGAUGAAGCUUUACGACUUUAUUUAGAGGCCUUCCGAUUACCAGGAGAGGCACCUGUAAUCCAGAGACUGUUGGAAGCCUUCACAGAACAUUGGAGGAAAUCAAAUGGAUCCCCAUUUGCUAAUAGUGAUGCCUGCUUUGCCCUGGCCUAUGCAGUUAUUAUGCUGAACACUGACCAGCACAACCAUAAUGUCCGCAAGCAGAAUGUCCCAAUGACUCUGGAGGAGUUUCGGAAAAACCUGAAAGGUGUGAAUGGAGGCAAGGACUUCGAACAAGACAUGCUGGAAGACAUGUACCAUGCCAUCAAAAAUGAUGAGAUAGUGAUGCCAGAGGAACAGACAGGCCUGGUGAAAGAAAACUAUAUCUGGAAUGUCCUGCUGCAUCGUGGUGCCACUGAUGAGGGAAUAUUUCUCCAUGUGCCCCCUGGAAGCUACGACCAUGAUCUCUUCACCAUGACAUGGGGGCCAACCAUUGCAGCACUUUCUUAUGUUUUUGACAAGAGCUUAGAAGAAACAAUCAUCCAGAAAGCUAUCUCUGGUUUCAGGAAAUGUGCAAUGAUUUCUGCUCACUAUGGCCUCAGUGAUGUGUUUGACAAUCUCAUAAUUUCUCUCUGCAAGUUUACAGCCCUCAGCAGCGAGUCUAUUGAGAACCUGCCGACUGUUUUUGGAAGUAAUCCCAAGGCCCAUAUUGCAGCAAAGACUGUGUUUCACUUGGCCCAUCGCCACGGUGACAUUCUGCGGGAGGGCUGGAAAAACAUCAUGGAGGCCCUCCUGCAGCUUUUCCGAGCAGAACUGCUGCCCAAGGCCAUGGUAGAGGUCGAAGACUUUGUGGAUCCCAAUGGUAAAAUCUAUCUGCAGCGUGAGGAGACACCAUCUAACCGUGGUGAAUCUACAGUGCUGAGUUUUGUUAGUUGGCUCACCCUCAGUGGGACGGAGCAAUCUGGUAUGAGAGGGCCAUCUACUGAGACACAGGAAGCAAAGCGAGCAGCUCUGGAGUGCAUAAAGCAAUGUGAUCCUGAGAAGUUGAUCACAGAAAGUAAAUUCCUCCAACUUGAAUCUCUCCAGGAGCUGAUGAAGGCUCUAAUCUCUGUGACUCCUGAUGAGGAGACAUACGAUGAAGAGGAUGCUGCCUUCUGCUUGGAGAUGCUUCUAAGGAUUGUACUAGAAAAUAGGGACCGUGUGACCUGUGUCUGGCAAACUGUCCGAGACCACCUCUAUCACCUCUGUGUCAAUGCAAUGGAGUUCUGCUUCUUAGUGGAGAGGGCAGUGGUGGGGCUGCUGAGGCUGGCGAUUCGGCUCCUUCGUCGGGAAGAAAUCAGUGCACAGGUUCUCCUCUCAUUACGUAUCCUGCUCAUGAUGAAGCCAAAUGUGUUGUCCAGAGUUAGUCAUGAGGUUGCCUAUGGCCUCCAUGAACUGCUGAAGACCAAUGCUGCCAACAUUCAUUCUGGGGAUGACUGGUACACUCUCUUCACCCUCCUGGAGUGCAUUGGGUCUGGGGUAAAGCCACCUGCAGCCCUGCAGGUUACAGCAAGGGCAGAUAACGACACAGGUGCUCAGUCAGACAGUGAAGUCUCCUCCUCCUAUCAUCCAAGUGACAUGAGCCUAGACCGUGGCUACACGUCUGAUUCAGAGGUGUACACAGACCAUGGGAAGCCAGGCAAGAUGCACCGCUCGGUGACAGAUGUGGAUAUGAUGAACAGUGGCUGGCUAGUGGUGGGGAAAGAUGACAUCGACACCUCUAAACCCAGUGCUGGGCUCAACAGGCUGGGGCCAUCUCCUCUUGUCAACCAAUACAGCCUGACGGUGGGGCUGGAUUUGGGCCCACAUGACACAAAGUCUCUCAUGAAGUGUGUAGAGUCCUUGUCCUUCAUUGUGCGAGAUGCUGCCCACGUGACACCUGAGAACUUUGAGCUCUGUGUCAAAACCAUCCGCAUAUUUGUGGAGGCAAGCUUGAAUGGAGGCUCUAAGUCCCAGGAGAAAAGGGGGAAGAGCCACAGACAUGAUAGUAAAACCAGUCGGUUAAAAAAAAAGCCAAAGGAGAGCUCCACGCGGCGAUCACGGGUCUUGAGCCAGCACCAGGCCCACACACACAGUGAUGAGGACGAGGAUGAGAGCAUCCCUGCCAGCUACCACACUGUGUCUUUACAGGUUAGUCAGGACCUCCUGGAUCUCAUGCACACCUUGCACACACGAGCAGCUUCCAUCUACAGCUCCUGGGCAGAGGAGCAACGCCAUCUAGAGACUUCAGGGAGGAAAAUUGAAGCAGAUUCCCGAACACUGUGGUCGAACUGCUGGUGUCCUUUGCUACAAGGUAUUGCCUGGCUAUGCUGUGAUGCCCGACGCCAGGUACGGAUGCAGGCACUCACCUACUUGCAGCGGGCCCUCCUCGUACAUGACCUGCAGGCCCUAGAUGCCCUAGAGUGGGAGUCAUGCUUCAAUAAGGUGCUGUUCCCUCUGCUAACGAAGCUCCUUGAGAACAUCAGCCCAGCUGACAUUGGUGGAAUGGAAGAAACUAGGAUGAGAGCUUCAACGCUGCUCUCCAAGGUGUUCCUACAGCAUCUCUCCCCCCUGCUCUCACUGACCACUUUCGCUGCAUUGUGGCUGACAAUCCUUGACUUCAUGGACAAAUACAUGCAUGCUGGCUCCAGUGACUUACUGCUGGAGGCCAUCCCAGAGUCUCUGAAGAAUAUGCUGCUUGUAAUGGACACAGCUGGGAUAUUCCACAGUGCAGACUCACGGACAGGAUACUCCGAUCUUUGGGAGAUCACCUGGGAGCGGAUUGACUGCUUCUUACCUAGGCUGCGAGAUGAGCUCUUCAAACAGACAGUCAUCCAAGAUCCUGUUCCCAGCAUACCAAUGGAACAGCAUCCUCAGAAGUCAAUAGCAUCUGCCCUGCCCCCUUCUCCUGUGGGGGAUGUGAGACCAGCCACCCACCCAGCUCCAUCGGAGAAGCCCUCUGAACUGAGUGCUAGUGAGUCUGAGAGAGCUUCUGCACCUGCAUCCCCCACCAUCAGCAGCUCUUCUUCUCCUUCUUUCACAGCAUCAGCGCCAACAAAGACAAGCCCCGUUACAGACAUACCUCCUACAACAGCACAGCCACCACUUAUCCUGCAGCCUCUUGCAUCUCCCCUGCAGGUUGGGGUGCCACCUAUGACUUUGCCAAUCAUCCUCAACCCAGCUCUAAUAGAAGCCACCUCUCCUGUUCCCCUCUUAGCUACUCCACGGCCCACUGACCCCAUGACAACCUCUGAAGUCAAUUAGCUUGAAGGUAUCUGAGAACUGUCUGCUGAGGAGGCUCUGGCAGAGGAUGCUGGCCAAAUGUUCUCUGAUAGCGAGCAUGUUUGUUUUAGAAGAUGAUGCUAACCUGCACAGAAGGGCAGCUGGAGCAAUCCCCCAGAGCACAUCACAUUUGUUCCUUUCUAGUGGCAACUGCCUAGAAAUUCCUGACUGCCGCCUUCUUGGUAUUCAGUUCCACUGACCAGUCUCCUUCCUGCCUUCAUGAUCUCAGGGACCAGGCAACACCCACACCCAGCAGCCUGGGACCAAGCUGCCACUGUGUCAUCUGGUGAAAAGGGAAAACGCCUUGAUGUAACACCGGAGAGGGGCAACAGUAUAGGACUGCCUCUCAGAUUGUUCAGUUCAACCCCUGGACAAUUCCCCAGCUGUUCCCUAGCUUUUCUGCCCCUGCUUCUGGCCGCACUGCUUUAUUUGGGCUGUGGGUAUGGCUGGGCUCAGCAGGUUGAAAAUUUUGUCUAGAGGAUUGCUCACAGGGUAGUUUCCAGCUUGCUAUGCAGGGCUUCUUGUAUGCUGUAGCCACAUGCUUUCCUUCUGCAACAUGGUUUGCAAUAAUUCCCUGAUCAGUUAGGGAGCAGGGGAGCCUGGUAGGCAUAGCGUGGCCUUCCUCCUCUCCUCCUGCGUAAAGGCCAUCUGGUCGGACAGAGCAAAUUCAGGAGGCUCUGCCUAGUUAAUCAGAUAAGGAGGAAAUGCAGAGCCCUGUAAUGUCAGAGCAGAGCACCAUGGCCAUCUCUCCAACAGCACCUGGGGAGCUACUCCCCUUUGGUUUGCACAGCAGUGCUGCAUUGCCCACCACUUGCUUUGUUGGCCCAGGGUUGUCCCCUCCUCUUCAGCUAGAGAAGAUGCUGAGAUCAGUGGCACCUGCUGGCAGAUGUCCAGCAAGUCUGCUGUGCUGAGGAGCAGCUUUCUUUUGGAAGCUCCUGCAAAGAUUGCACCCUUAGGCAUCUUCUGGUUGUUGGGAGCCCACCUCCUUUUCCACCUGGGGUCUCCUGCAGCUGAUAGUUGUCAUUCCUGUGCUUCUGUCUUGCAGCAAAGAUGUCCUGCUCUUCCAUCCCCUCACGUCCAGAGCAGAGCUGGCUGCCUGGCAAGCACUGCAUCUCAGUUCUUCCUCCUCUCUGAAUUAGUUGGCUAAAUUCUCAGUAAUACCAAUCUCAGAAGUUCCACUGGUGACUGGGAGGGACACAGGCGUCAACUCCAACCCAGUGUAUGCUGUACUGAGAGAAACCCAAGGUUGGGGUGGGAGUACAGCCAGUGUACAUAUGGGGUAAAUGGCUUACAAAUCCAAUGGACUUUUUACAGUGUAAUAAAUAUAUCCUGUAAAUGA